Ctenopharyngodon idella (grass carp) is the source of this 2375-nucleotide messenger RNA. RefSeq names its product tumor necrosis factor ligand superfamily member 11-like. Gene Ontology annotation, molecular function: tumor necrosis factor receptor binding. Bases 399 to 1193 code for a protein of 264 amino acids. The transcript has 4 exons. Gene Ontology annotation, cellular component: membrane. Gene Ontology annotation, biological process: immune response. NCBI's taxonomy places the organism in Eukaryota, Metazoa, Chordata, Actinopteri, Cypriniformes, Xenocyprididae. The record is from RefSeq and is a predicted model, not a curated record.
UUUAUUCUUAACAGGCACUGUUGGACAUCAGAACAUUUGUCAAGAGUUGCAUUUGCGCUUGUAAUGUUAUUUAAAAUUAUUUCCACCAUGGAAUAAAAAAUAAAUAAAUAAAGAUAAUUGCGAAUUGUUAUCUCGCUAAUGAGAGUUCAUAGGCCUAUCUCGAAAUUCUGACUUUUAAAAAAAACUUUUUAUUUAUUUAUUUUAUUUUUUACUAGGUAGCGGAAACAAUCUUUCAUAAGAAACAAAUGUAGGCUACAGACAAAAAAGUGCAGUAUGAGGCGUUUCAUGGAAUCGGUCCAAACGGUGAGCGAAUCAUCCGCUCACUUCAUCAUUCACUCAGUCACUGUUCCUGUUCUACAGUCUCGCGCGCUUCUCCAGUCACAAAAAAGUAACUGUAAAUGACUGUCAAUGUAGAAACAGCUUAUUCUGAGCGGAUCCGCCACAAGGACAAGCUUCCGACCGACAGAGAGAGCAGUGACCGGAGAACCAGUGCACUGGACUCAGCCAGGAUGGACACCGCUGUGAACGCGCGCGUGAUUGUGGCCGUGAGUGUGAUCGGGUUCCUCCAGCUCGUGUCCGCUGUCACACUGCUGCUGCACUGCACUGGAUUCAUCACACAGAUGGAUUCAGUCACAGAGCUGAAGAACCACUCUGAGGCUGUUAUUAAAGACACUGUCGUCAGUGAACGAUCAACACGUCAGAAACACAGAGAAACUCCAGCAGCUGCUCACCUGCCAAUCAAACCCUCCAGACAGACACACAGGAACGUUCGUGCCACGAUCAUCCACUGGAACCCUGAUCAGGGUCAUCUGUCACACUUCAGAUACCACGACGGACGAAUUCUUGUCCAGAAAUCAGGGCUGUACUACAUAUACGCCAAAACGUGUUUCCGUCACUACGAGAGCCUGGAGACGGAGGCUGGUUCUGGCCCGGGCUCGUCUGAUGCGGUCCAGCUCAUCCAGUACGUGUUCCAGGAGCGAGCCACUCACAGCGCCCCCUCCAGGACAGUGCUGAUGAAGACCGGGAGCACACGCAGCUGGAGGAGAGGAGCGUACGACAUGUGCUGCCAUCAGCAGGCCGGACUGUUCCCACUGCGGGACGGAGACGGCGUGUACGUCAGCGUCUCCAACUCAUGGAUGCUCGACCCGGAGGCUGAAGGAAGCUACUUUGGGGCUUUUAGGAUCAGCAAAUGAGCUCUGUGAGGAGACAUAUUUAAUGUCAUAUUUAAAGAGGACCUAUUAUGCUCUUUUACAAAGUCUUGUUUUUGUGCUCUACUAGAACAGGUUGAUUAUUUUCCUCAUAUUCUCCAUUGUUCAGCUCCUCUCUUCCCAGUCUGUCAGUAACGCUCUGUUUAGUUCCUGUCUCUAUGAAGCCCCUCCUUCUUUAAAGCACAAUGUGCUCUGAUUGGUCGGCUGGAACACUGUGUUGUGAUUGGUGUUUGGGAAAUGUCCCGCCCCUUACCAUAACCGCCAGUUUCAACACACUACUAACUAACUCAACCAGGCCCCGCCCCUUUAUUCUGCGCAUGAAUUAUUUAAAUGAGGAAUAUUGUGAAGAAAACUCAAGAUGGAGGCGUUUCAGGGAGUUCAGAAACACUGACACUGAUAUAGAGAAGAACUGGAACUUUGCAGAGCUUUUUCAUGCUCAAACAGCAACAAUUAUACAGGAACGGUUUCAGGUUCAUUUGUACUCGUAGGGGAAUACCCGUCUGAGCGUCUCAUCCUGUUUGUCCACCAAACACAAUGUGUGAUACUUCCUCAGACGAGCAGGAUUAGAAAUAGACGCAAAACAAUCAAAUACAGGCCAAAUAUAUAUAUCAGAAAUAGCAGAACGGGGUAAACAGUGUCUGAAGAUCGAGAUCAAACUACUGAACAUGACACACAUCCAUCAUUACGCAACACACCGAACAAUAAAACACUCAGAUGAGUCAAACAAUCUGCAGCCAGAUUUACACUGAAAUAACAUCUGUGUGAGAUCCUAAACACUCCGAACUCGGACAUCAAACUGAGACGUAAACAUUGAUGGCAGACUGACACAGUGAGAAACAGACGGCAGACAAACACAGUGAACAGAUCUGAUCUGAGGUCAGACGUCUGUGUGUCGUUACAGAGCAGGUCCAGCGUCUGUAUCAACAGUGUUUCUCCCGCAGCUCAUGGAGUCCGACUGAGACUCGGGUUAGAUCAGCCUUUGAAGAGUAUAAACUAAGAAAAAGUAAAAAAUGUGAAAGGAAACAUUCAAAAAUAUCAAUAUUCAAAAAUGUUCCCUGAUGAAAACACUCGGUCGUGAGAUCACAGAUCAUUAUAUAGUGAUGUUGAUGAAUGUCAGUGUGAUUUAUUGAGCAGAUAUUACAGAAAUAAAGCUGUAAGAGAGUUUGA